UUUUUUCCCCGAACUGUUUCUUUAAGCGACGCUUUUGUGAUUGACAAGCGCGCGGACCAAUCAGCGCCGCGGAGGAGGAGCGCGUCGGCCGCGUUCCGCUUCCCCACAUCGGAGCGAGUGGAGGAUCGCGACACAAACGGGCGGUGCGAAACCCGCUUCCAUCAUCACCAACAUCAUCACCGGAGCCGCAACGGAUCAGGCGUGAAAGAGCGUCGCGAGCCGCAUCGGCCAUCGACUUUGCACAUCAGCGCGGGCGUCGAGAGGCUCCAGAUCCGCUGGAAAUGGCAGGGAUCCUGGCGUGGUUCUGGAACGAGCGCUUCUGGCUCCCGCACAACGUGACCUGGGCAGACUUGAAAAACACAGACGAGUCCACCUUUCCGCAAGCCGAGGAUCUGUAUCUGGCUUGUCCUUUGGCGUUCUGCGUGUUCAUGAUCCGGCUGGUCUUUGAGAGGUUCAUUGCAAGGCCGUGUGCACUAGGUCUGAAAAUCCAGGCCAACGGGCCGCAGAAAGCUCAGCCCAACGCCAUUCUGGAGAAGGUCUUCACCGCCAUCACCAAGCACCCCGAUGAGAAGAGGUUAGAGGGUCUGUCCAAGCAGCUGGACUGGGACGUGAGGACCAUCCAACGCUGGUUCAGACAACGACGCAACCAGGAGAAACCCAGCACACUGGCGCGCUUCUGCGAGAGCAUGUGGAGGUUCACGUUUUACCUGUACAUAUUUACAUACGGCGUGCGCUUCCUGAAGAAGAGCCCGUGGCUGUGGAACACCCGAGAGUGCUGGUACAACUACCCCUAUCAGCCGUUAACCGUGGAUUUGCAUUACUACUACAUACUGGAGCUGUCCUUCUAUCUGUCGCUGCUCUUCUCGCAAUUCACAGACAUCAGAAGAAAGGACUUUCUCCUGAUGUUCCUGCAUCACGUGGCCACCAUCUCUCUGAUCACCUUCUCGUACGUGAACAACAUGGCUCGGGUGGGAACGCUGGUCAUGUGCCUGCACGAUGCUGCCGACGUCCUGCUGGAGGCUGCUAAAAUGGCCAACUACGCCAAAUGCCAGAGACUCUGCAACGUCCUGUUCGUCAUGUUCGCCCUGGUGUUCAUCAGCUCCAGGCUGGGAGUCUAUCCUGUUUGGAUUUUAAACACCACUGUGUUCGAGAGCUGGGAGAUCGUGGGGCCGCACCCGUCGUGGUGGGUCUUCAACGUGCUGCUCGUCCUGCUGCAGGCCCUGCACACCUUCUGGUCCUAUCUCAUACUGCGCAUCGCCUGCAGGGCCAUCUCCAGAGGAAAGGCAGGAAAAUGGAAUCCUUUACAUGUGUCAAAGGAUGACCGCAGUGACAUUGAGUCCAGCUCCGAUGAAGACGAGGUUCUUCCUCCCUCUCAGAAACACCACACUAACGGGACCAACGGCGCUCACGGCACCAACGGCUACCUGUCCUCGUCCCCGUGCCCAGACGAACACUAAAAGACGUUUCACUGGGCCCCGGCUGCAUCACUCUCUCCGUUGUGUCAAAUCAUGUAUGAACAUUACCGGUCCCGUACUGGAACUUCUCAAUAAUGUGAAUGCGGUUCUGUUUGGGUUGGUCGCUUUCCGCCAUCCCCCCCCCCCUCCCCAGGUGUUUUGCGUUCCGUUCACCGGCUUUAGUUUUUGUGGUUGCUUAUCCUGCGCCGUUCGUUAUCGAAGCACCUUUCGGAUUCAGCGCGGCUCGCUCUUUUCUUUCGAGGCGCGCGAACGAAAGCGCGCCUUCUUUCUUUCAUAAUCACGUGAGCAUGCUGCCGCGGCAUCAUGGGAACUGUAGUUUUUUUGGAUUAGUGUCUUUUUGUUUAUUUAUUCGUUUUUUUAAAUAAAUUUGCAUUUCUGUUUGGGUUUUUUUUAUUAUUGUUUUAAACAUACAUUCCCCUUUUCCGCGACGAAAUGUUGGUUCUGGAGCUGGUGCCCGGUCUAGAACCAUUUGCACCCUCGUUUCCUAAAAGCAUUGUUAGCCACCUACGGUCGCAAGGUUCAACAAGCAUAUGCAAAGUCAUUGGCAUUUCAGCUGUCCACCUUUAGUUGAACGUAUUUAUCAGAAAAUAUAAAAAAUAUGUUCUAUGAACAUUUUGCUAACAAUUCCAUUAAAGGGCUAGUUCACCCCAAAUUGAAAAAUCGGUCAUUAAUGGCUCUCUCUAAUGUCGUUUUACACCGUUAAGACCUUUGUUCAUCUUCGGAAGACAAAUUGAGACUAAUCUAAACUCUCCAUAGACAGCAACACGGCUGAAAUGAUCCGGGUCCAGAAACGUAGCAAAAAAGAAAACAAAUAUAACAUCGUUACUCUUAAGGAAAAGUGUGCGUAUGUGUUGUGGUCGUUUCUGAAAAUGGCGGAAAACGUAACGCUUAAGUCAACGAUAUUUUUGUUUUCUUCGCGCAAAAAAAGGAUUCUCGUAGCUUAACAAAACCGAGGUUGAGCCGUUUUACCAGUGCAUUUGCUGGGAUUGCGUUUCUGGGCCUGGGGUCAUUUGAGUUGUGUUGAGGUCUAUGGAGAGUCAAAUCGCUCUCGUAUUUAAUAAAAAAUAUUAUCAUUUGUUUUCCAAAGAUGAACGAAUGUUCAACAAUAACAGAAUUUUAAUUUUGGGGUGAACUAAACUAAACUUAAGUUAUAAAAACAGUCCCUGGGUGUUCAAAAUGUAUAUAUAUAUAUAUAUAUAUAUUUUUUUUUUCUUCGUUUUGCAAAUGUUACCAGAACAUUUCAUUUAAUACGUUUUAAACAUUAUGGGAAUGUUACUUUACAAAAUAAUUACACAAGCAUCCACAAAGGUCUAUCCAAAUAUAACCUUAUGCAAGUACUGUACGUGAACGCCGUUAACGCUUUGCAACAAGCUUCGUUAGUUGACGUGAACUAAUAAUGAGAAAUGCAACUAUUAAUCUUAAUUGUUAAUUUCAGCAUUUACCAAUGCAUUAUUAAAAACCACAAGUUGUAUUUGUCGACAAUACACCGUGAACUACGACGAACUAACAAUGAACGACUGUAUUUUUUAUAACUUAACAUUAACAAACAUUAAUAAAGAGUAUAAUAAAUGUAGUGUUCAUUGUUCAUUCACGUUAAAUAAUACAUUAACUAAUGUGAAUGUAUGUGUAGUGUUACCUGAAAGUUAAAUACUUGAUUUUGCGCAUUACAAAAAAAAAUGCAUUUUUUUUUUUACAGACUCUUGUAAGUUAGUUGAACCUUUUAAACUAGUUAGCUACUGACAGUUUACAGUACUAGUACAGAUAGCAGUAACUUCUCAUAACUUCAGUCAAACGUUAUGAUGAAACGUUCUUCCAGUAACCGUAAUACAGUGUUUGCUGUUUGAUCCUUAAUAAUAUUAGCAAAAAUAGCAUGAUGAUAUACUAUGCGUGAUUUUUUUUUCUCCCCUGAAAUACCGAUUAUUCAAUAUUCGUAUUUGGAUGUUCAGAUCUGUAAUCUUCCCACAAUGUUUGCAACGUUACAAAACGGACUGGUAACGUUUGUAUGACCAAGAAAUUAAAGGCAUUUCACAACAGUCGUAGGAACUGUUCAGAACGGAGGUAAAAACACUGAUCUGAUCUGCAUUCGCGUUUGCAUGUAAUGCUCGUGGCCUUAAAUCUGCUUAAAUCACAUCCAAACAUCUACUUUUGAUUAUCCCAGACAAAACCGGACGACUCUUAUCUUGUGAGCACGCUGGUUUUAUUUUUGUGACUGCAUGGCAACUUCCGACACCACAUUUAAGCAUAGCGAUGCGCUGUAAUUUUUAUUUUUUUGCAGAAAGGGUAUGCUGUAACAAUCACUUCCAUGACUUAAACCGAGAGCUUCUCCCGUUCUCCAGCCGAGCAUCAGCUCCGACACGAGCAACAGCAUCGUUUUCGUGGAAAUGGGGUGACGGUGUUUUAAAAUGGCAGCCGGUCAAUUUAUUCAUUCGUGACAAAUCGGUGGCAUUCCAAACAUAUUUUCACAAGCACACUAUCAUUCAAAAGACGAAAAGGUGUCUUCUGGUCAACGAGGCUGCAUUCAUUCGAUCAAAAAUAACUUGUCUAUUCGGUUAAAUAUAAAAAUGUAUUUUAUUCCUGUGGAUUUUCAGCGUCGUUACCGCAGUCGUCGUUCUAAUACGCUGAUUCGCUGCUCAAGAAACAUUUCUUAUUAUCAGCGUCGAAAACGGUUCAUGUUUUUGUGGAAACGCGUUAGCGAUGCCUUUUCGGGACUCUUCGUCGAACGGAAGAUUUUAAGACCACGUUUAUUUGAAACAGAAAUAUUUCGAAUCUGCAGUCGAAUGCGUUCUUGCCGAAUAAAAGUACUCACUUCUUUCAAAAUAAAAGUCUUCGGAAUGAUAGUGUACCUGUGUCGGCGUUUCGGCGCUGAAACAAAAUCUGCUUCUUUUAAGGAACGUGUUUUAACAGAAAGUGUUGUUUUUUUUCCAGGAAAGUAUUUCAAAGCGAUUUCACCUGAAAUAAACGGUGAAAUUUAUCAUCAAGUGGUUAUAUUUGAUAAUCAUUUCUCAAUGAAUCACAGUCGUAUUUCAAAAUAGGAUCGCUUUUAUUAUUGUGCCCGCACUUCAUAAUAAAGGUACAUAUGAGAUUACGGAAUAUAUCAAACUAUCACUGUUUGAAUGAACAUACUUGCACUUUGAUGAGUAAGUGGCACCAAACACUGGUCAUUUGUUAUUGUUAUGUUGUGUUUUUUUUUAAUUAGCUUUUUUGAGUUCAGAAUAAAAGAUUCUUCCGGUUUUCCUCACGCAUUUGAUCAUCAUUCAGCCGAGCUUUUUUUUUUUUUUUUUUUUUACUUUUGAUUCGAGUGUUUUGAUGCCGUUUCUUUCGGUGUUGGGAAGGUUGCUGCUGCUGUCUGUUUCGAGCUGGAGAAGCGCUACAGCUAAUUAGCCGUCGUCUUAUUUGCACUGCAGACAGGUUGCUGUGUUAUGUGGUUUACAUUUGAUGUCAAAAGGCGAAGAUUAAAAAAAGAAAAGAAAAAAAAGACGACUGUAUUUUCUGCCUUUGCUGGAAAACUGAUUAUCAGCGGUACUAAUGAAUUAUGUUGCCAUGUAUUUUAAAUAAACACGACAGACCAAAA
Messenger RNA from Puntigrus tetrazona (Sumatra barb), 5046 nucleotides. It is a transcript of the gene cers6, whose product is annotated as ceramide synthase 6. The transcript has 11 exons. Gene Ontology annotation, molecular function: sphingosine N-acyltransferase activity; DNA binding. Gene Ontology annotation, biological process: ceramide biosynthetic process. The coding region runs from base 282 to 1457 and encodes 391 amino acids. Gene Ontology annotation, cellular component: membrane. The record is from RefSeq and is a predicted model, not a curated record. Lineage: Eukaryota; Metazoa; Chordata; Actinopteri; Cypriniformes; Cyprinidae.